UAAGCAGGACGGGUAGCCCGAUCGGCUCAUGGGGUGGUUAUAUUUCUGACCGGUAAAAGUUGCGUGCCUGCUUCACACACACGUAGUUUGCAAAUCAGAUACUGAGAGCUAAAUGUGGAAACGAGAAGAGAGCAGGAGAACAAUGGCAGGAGGGAAUUUAUGAAAUAAGCGAGUGUGUUUAUGCAUAGGGGAAAGUGAGGUCGAGAGAGGGAGAGAGCGAGAGCGAGCUCUUUCCUUCUGCCCUUGAGCGCCUAGGACAAAACCGAAAUCGCAAAAAGUAACGGAACAUUAAUUGAGGCAGUACCACUUCUGGAAAAAGUAUUGAAAUAGAAUAUAUUUCGAACAAGAAGUCAACUAUUGUGCGUACGGGAUGUAUAGGAUACCAUCCUAACGCACUGCUUUCCUCAAAGUAUAAAAACAGAAGGGAAACAAACAGAAGGGGAGAGCAUCUCAUCUAAUCCUCUUACAGAAGGGAAUACGGUAACGUUAAGCUUUAUUUCAACGACGAACCAAUGCUGAGGCUUUUGAAUGCUGAUAACACUUUUGCAAAGGAUGCACCCAUGACAGAAUGAUCAUAUUUUCCCGGAGCAAUUUGCCAACAAUGGAGCAUGUAAAUACUUCCUUUGACUGACGUGAAAACACAACAAAAUCUCAUCUAGAGAGCUUCUGAGUGGACAGCGGGAAUAUUCUCAAUGCUCUACUCAUGGACAUAUCGACUGCUUUUAGCAUGGCUUGCCUGGAGUGCCAAAGGGGGUCGAUCUGAGAAAGAUUUAGCGUUGUAUACAUUUCUAAUAAAAUAAGUUAUUGUAACUAUAAUUUAAAGUAAUACUUUAAUUUGAAUUGUUUUUAACAUAAGAUAACAAAUACUUAAAAACAGAAGUGUAACUUAUUUGGGCAGGCAUACAUUUGUAUACAAAACCAGCAGAGUUGUAAGGCUGUAUCCUGCAAGCGGCAGGUGUCUCUCCCAACAUGAAAACCAACCGGAUUCCAAGCUGAUCCUCUCCCUGUGUGGACCGACGGUGGCACCUCUUCCCUCCGGACUCUCGGUCUUGGACCAUGGGUGUGGUCUCUACGAGUGCCAUGCUCUCACAGGUGCUUUUUCAUUUGCACUUUGUUACUCUGACCCUUGGCCAGUAUGACAUAUGCAAAUCGCUGUUUAGUACAGACGAUGGACCAACAUGGGAGUUUUAUGCGUGCCAGCCAAAACCAAUGGCUAUGAAGGAGUUCGUGCAAAUUAGGGUGGAUCCUCCUGGCAUCACUUGUGGCAACCCCCCGGAGAGGUUCUGUACCCUGGAGAACCCCUACCUGUGUAGUGACGAGUGUGACGCCUCCAACCCGGACCUGGCUCACCCUCCCCAGCUGAUGCAGGAUCGUGAGCGCAGCGGCCUCAUCACCUAUUGGCAAACGGUGACAUGGAGCCGCUACCCGGAGCCCCUGCUGGCCAACAUCUCCCUGGCCUGGAACAAGAGCCUGGAGUUGACCGACGACAUUCAGGUCACCUUCGAGUAUGGCCGCCCCACCAUGAUGGUGCUGGACAAGUCCCUAGACAAAGGGCGCACCUGGCAGCCCUACCAGUUCUACGCCGACGACUGCAUGGAAGCCUUCGGCAUGCCCGCUAAGCGGGUGCAGGAUCUGUCGGCCACCAAUGUGACGCGGGUCAUCUGCACAGAGCAGUACUCUCGCUGGGUGGGCUCCAAGAACGAGAAGGUGCUGCGCUUCGAGGUGAUGGCACGCUUCACUAUCUUCACGGGGCCCAAGCUGCUCAACAUGGACAGUCUGUACACACGCAUGGAGAGUAUGAAGGGCCUGAGGGACUUCUUCACUUUCACCAACCUGAGACUGAGGCUGCUGAGGCCGGCCCUGGGGGGAACCUACGUCCAGAAAGACAACCUCCUCAAAUACUUCUACGCCAUCUCCAACAUAGAGGUACCAGCCAGGUGUAAGUGUAACCUCCAUGCUGGCCAGUGCACCUUUCGGGAGGGAAGCCUGCAGUGUGACUGUGAACACAAUACGACGGGCCAAGACUGCACUCGCUGUGAGAGGGGCUUCAAAGCCAAGUCAUGGAAACCUGGAUCGUACCUACCCACCCCCAACGGAUCCCCCAAUACCUGUGAUGCUGCUGGGACUCUUGGCACACCCACAACAGUCCAGACUCCGCCAACAACCACACCUGCGUUGGCGACUACCACCAAGCCACCCACAGACCAACUGCCCACAAUUACCACUAUUAUGGCAGACAUCACCACCUUCACUGACAUAGUGACAGCUGUGGUGGGUCCCACAUCCAGCACAAAGCUCAGUGACUCCCUAACUGACACACCAGUGCUGCUUCUGGCAACAGAUCAAACGUCUGUGCCAGCCACGAUACCAGCCACUCUUCCAGCCAGCAUGUCAGACACUGUGCCAGUCUCUGCCAGUCCCGACCAGACAGACAGUCCAUCCUUAACCACAGUGAACUUGCCCCCAAUGGAGGUAAAUCCCCCCACAACCACAGUGAGAGCGCAGCCGAAAGUUACUGAAUCAUCUGAUGCAGCUGAUCCCACAUCUGACUCAGUCACACCAUCAUCUGAUGCAACCACUCCAACAUCAGUUGGAUUUACUCUCACACCUGACAGCACAACGACUUCUUACACAGUGACUUCUGACACCAGUACCACAGCAUCUGACACAAGUACUACUACAUCUGACACAAGUACGGCUACAUCUGAAACAAGUACUACAACAUCUGAAACAAGUACUACAACAUCUGAAACAAGUACUACUACAUCUGAAACAAGUACUACUACAUCUGACACAAGUACCAAAGCAUCUGACACAAGUACCACAGCAUCUGACACAAGUACCACAGCAUCUGACACAAGUACCACAGCAUCUGACACAAGUACCACAGCAUCUGACACAAGUACCACAGCAUCUGACACAAGUACCACAGCAUCUGACACAAGUACCACAGCAUCUGACACAAGUACCACAGCAUCUGACACAAGUACCACAGCAUCUGACACAAGUACCACAGCAUCUGACACAAGUACCACAGCAUCUGACACAAGUACUACAACAUCUGACACAAGUACCACAGCAUCUGACACAAGUACUACAGCAUCUGACACAAGUAUUACAUUUGACACAAGUUCAACAACAACUGAGAGAAGUACUACAAUAUUUGACACAAUUACUACACUAUUUGACAUUAGUAUUACACCUUCUGUCACUAGUACUAGCACAGUUGACACAAGUACCACAACAUUUGACACAAGUACCACAACAUUUGACACAACCACCACAGUAUCAGACACAAGUAUCACAACAUUUUACACAAGUACUACAUUUCUAACUGUAUCUGACUCAAGUACUACAAUAUUUGACACAAUGACUUCAACAUCUGAUAUAUUUACCACAACUUAUGGCACUAUUACUUCAGCAUCUGAUGUAUUCACUUCAACAUCUGGUGUGCCCUUUCUGGCAUCGGACACAGUUACUCCAGCAUCUGAUGUAGUAACACCACCAACAGAUGGAUUUACCUCACCCCCUGAUGAUACAUUUAUUCCAGCAUCUGAGGGAGAUACACCUGCCUCUGACGUGGCUACUUCAGUAUCUGAUGGACUGACCUCACGACCUGAUGAAGCUCCUUCAACACCUCAAGCAGUUCCUCCAACUUCCGACACGGUUUCCUCAGCACCUGAUCCUCUUUCCCGUACACUGGGUGGAGACACCACCCAAGCUCCAGACAAAUCUACUCCAGCACCUGACACAGAUACCUCAACAUCUGAUGCUGCUACCCUGGCACCUGUCGUAGCUACUACAGCUCCAGACUCAUCUUCAGCAGCUCCUGAUCCUGCUACCCCAUCUCCUGAUGUAGGACCAGUUCCUGAUUCAGUUGAUCCAGCUCCUGAUGUAGGACCUGCUCUUGAUUCAGUUGAUUCAUUUCCUGAUUCAGUUGAUCCAGCUCCUGAUGCAGGACCAUCUCCUGAUGCUGUAGAUACAGCUGCUGGUGUUGGACCAGUUCCUGAUUCAGUUUAUCCAGCUCCUGAUGUAGGACCAGCUCUUGAUUCAGUUGAUUCAUUUCCUGAUUCAGUUGAUCCAGCUCCUGAUACAGUUGAUCCAGCUCCUGAUGAUGCUGUUGAUCCAGCCCCUGAUGCAGGACCAGCUCCUGAUUCAAUUUAUCCAGCUCUUGAUUCAAUUGAUUCAGCUCCUGAUUCAGGACCAGCUCCUGAUGCUGCUGCUCCAAUGCCUGAUGCUGGGGUCGGUGAGAAAGUGGGAAAUAAAGAAGAAAAUGUUAAAGAGGAAAAAGUUACCCCCAUAACUGAAGCCAAAGGGGAAAGCAAAGAGGAAGAGAAAGAGAAAAAAAAAUAUUUUCAAACGAAAGACAAUGAGAAAAAAGCGGUUGUAAAACUGUUGAUUCCUGGUGGGUCCAAAUACAGCGAGUCUAAGGUUGCAUACGUCCAGUUUCAAGACUGCGAGUGCUAUGGCCACUCGAACCGCUGCAGUUAUAUUGACUUUAUCAACAUCGUGACUUGCGUCAGCUGUAAACACAACACUAGGGGGCAGAACUGUCAGCACUGCCGACUGGGAUUCUUCCGGAAUGUCUCUGCCGAGCUGGACGAUGAGAACGUUUGUAUAGAGUGUAAUUGUAAUCAGCUGGGAUCCUUCCAUGCUCGCUGCAACGACACAGGGUUCUGCCAGUGUAGAGAUGGCUCCAUUGGGCCGAAGUGUGAGGACUGCCUGCCUGGAUACAGCUGGAGACAAGGUUGCUCCCCCAACGUCUGCGAUGAUGAGUUCCUGCUGUGCCAGAAUGGAGGCACCUGCUUCCAGAACCAGAAGUGUCUGUGUCUGCCAGAGUAUAAGGGGGUGCUGUGUGAGCAGCUGCUCUGCGAGGGAGAGAGGGGCUGCAGCGGUGCCUCUGCCUCCUACGUCAGCCUGGCCGCCAUGCUGAGCUGCCUUCUAGCCAACGCCCUGCUUAGAAUAGUCACUGCUUGCUGAGCCACAACCAGGACAGCUGGAGCACACCUGGCUGUAGUAUUGGGACCCUCCACCCGCCGCGCUAACCUCAGUCUCACGGUGCCGUUGCAUUCUGAAACAUUGUUUGCGGGGCGCCAAGCCUCUCGUCGCCUCGCCACAAUGAAACAAAGAGAGAGUUCCUCUCUGGCUCUCAUUCUGAAAGCCAGUGCUGAAAGAAUGUAUACCAAAAAAAUAAUAAUAAUCACUAUCUAAGAAAAGUUUAAAGAGCAAAGAGUAUUCUUUAUGAAACAGUUGUUUUCCUUCUUGUCGUACAUCUAAGUUUGUUCUCACUGAAAUACUGCACUUAGCCAACUUGUUUUCUGAACGGAGAUGGUUGUAAUCAUUGCUGAGGCCUACUAAUGCCAAGUUUCUCUUACUCUCAAAUUCACGUUUCCUUACUUUGCUGCAUAGCCUGUUUUGUUUCCUGGCAACCCAUCAUUGAACUGAAAAGAGUGUGGGAAAUAUGAGUAAAACAUGUUUUAAUCAGAGUUGAUGUUUCAGUGGCUUGUGGUGGAGAAUCAAUUGUUGCAUGGAAAUCAUGAAGCAAAGAGAGGGAGUAUGACCUAUCCAAAUUGAACAAAUCUAUGUAUAUUUCAAAGGAAGUAUAUGACUAUUGUAUAUUAACAUUGUUUGAAUAUUUUUGGUAGAAAUUGUUAUUUUUGUUCUAAGUAAACGUUAUCAUUCUAAAGAAAAUGACCCAUGAUGAGCUUUUUACUACUGUAAACCUUUCUGAGAAUGUGACUGUUAGAAGAUUAGGAUGAUGUUCCUGAUUCCAUUGGAUAAAGACAGUUGAAGGAA
Messenger RNA from Oncorhynchus tshawytscha (Chinook salmon), 5796 nucleotides. Its product is annotated as netrin-G2. The transcript is spliced from 14 exons. The coding region runs from base 1057 to 4980 and encodes 1307 amino acids. The record is from RefSeq and is a predicted model, not a curated record. NCBI's taxonomy places the organism in Eukaryota, Metazoa, Chordata, Actinopteri, Salmoniformes, Salmonidae.